ACCACGACCACUUGUUCCAACUGAAAAUCAAUAGUAGCUGAGUCAGAGGAAACGCUGAGAAACCAUUGUCUCAGUUCUUCUCCACACAUCGUCCACUCCACUGAUCUGAUUCUUUUACGCUUCUCUUACUUUUUACAUUUUGUAAUCAGCAUGUGUACAGGAAGGUGUUCUCGUUUCGUUGCGGGGGCCCUGUACCCCCUGGCCUUCAUCUCCAUCAUCUGCAACAUCAUCCUGUUUUUCCCCGACUGGACGGUUGUAUACGCCAAGGGAGGAUACUUAACCGAGGAGGUGAAAUACAUGGGCGGACUGGUCGGAGGGGGACUCAUGGUUAUAGCUCCAGCUCUGUUUAUUCACUGCACUGGUAAGCAAGGAUGCUGCGCUAACCGCUGUGGGAUGUUUCUGUCCAUCCUGUUUGCAGCAGUAGGCGUAUGUGGCGCCCUCUACAGUUUUGCAGUGGCAGUGUUAGGGCUGGUGAACGGACCGUACUGCAAAGUGUUAAUCAUUUGGACGACUCCGUUUAAAGACAAAUCAGAGAGCUACCUGAAAGACCGAAGCAUGUGGAAUCUGUGUACAGAGCCGAAGGGUGUGGUGGAGUUUAACGUGGGUCUGUUCUCCACCCUGCUCGUCUGCAGCGCUCUGCAGCUCAUCCUGUGUGCAUCGCAGAUGAUCAACGGCCUCAUCGGCUGCAUCUGCGGAACCUGUAUUAAUAAAGGGCCUCUGUGAGUGUGUAGCUCACACACCGAGCCCUGACGAGUCAGUGUGAUUGGAAUCAGCAAUUAAUGAUCGGACCUAACUGUAAAGUAUUAAUGUGUUUUGAGUUAAUCAAAGUUAAAUCUAAUAGCAAGUCUAAUAAAGAUAAAAGCUUUAGAGUUAAUCUGUUUGAUGUUAUUGUUCUACUGCCUGACAAAUUGUUCGCUUUUUACUUGUUUUUACUUUUUAUGGUUGAAGAUGGGAGGACGUUUAAUAAACCUCUUUAUAUUGUGA
Clarias gariepinus (North African catfish) is the source of this 984-nucleotide messenger RNA. It is a transcript of the gene tm4sf21a, whose product is annotated as transmembrane 4 L six family member 21a. Gene Ontology annotation, cellular component: membrane. The record is from RefSeq and is a predicted model, not a curated record. Bases 151 to 723 code for a protein of 190 amino acids. Lineage: Eukaryota; Metazoa; Chordata; Actinopteri; Siluriformes; Clariidae. The transcript is spliced from 5 exons.